AUGGACGCCUUUUCCGCAGUUAACGGCAAGACAUUUGACUACAUUGUCGCAGGCGGCGGCACCUCGGGAUGCAUCAUUGCCUCCAUCUUGGCCCAGCAGCUACCAGACUGCAGCGUGCUGGUAGUCGAGGCCGGGCCUGAUGACUCAGCAGAUCCCGACAACCUGGUGCCUGGACUUACUAAACCGAAGUUUAUGAGCAAGGAGGGCAACUGGCUGUACAAGACGGCACCGCAGACAGCACUGGGAGGCCGAGAGAUCAUCUACCCUCGCGGACGAGGGCUGGGAGGUUGCUCGGCAAACAACUUUCUCGGCUGGGUCAAAGGUCCCAAGGCUGACUGGGAUGCCUGGGCCGCGAUGGCCGGUGACCCGUGGUGGGCCUGGGACAAUGUGAAGACGGUGUUCAAGGCCAUGGAAGACUUUGACUCCCGCUGUCCUGCCGGUAUGGAGAAGUAUGUGCAGCCGACACCGGGCGUGCACGGAAAGGGAGGACCCGUAGGCGUUUCCUACGGCGCCACCUGGCUGCCGAUUGUGCCGUACUGUCUGGACGCGUUUGAGCAGGCCGGAUACGAGCGGAACCUGGACCACAACGACGGCGACGCGCUGGGCUACUCGGUCGUGCAGUUCUCGGCCCAGGAUGGCGUGCGCGUGACCAGCACGACGGCCUACCUGAACGAGCAGCGCCGCCAGGCCUUGCCGAACCUGACGAUCCUGACGAGCAGCCUGUGCUCCCGCGUGCUGUUUGAGGACACGAGAGCAGUCGGCGUGGAGAUUGUACUGGCGAGAGCGACCACGGCAGCCGAGAAGCAGCAGACGGUGACGGUAUCGUCGCGCUCCGACGUGAUCGUGUCCGGGGGAACGUUCCAGUCGGCCCAGCUGCUGCUGCUGUCGGGCGUGGGUCCGGCAGCCGAUUUGGCCAGGCUCGACAUUCCGGUAGUGGCAGAUUUGGCACCCGUCGGCCAGCACAUCCGCGACCACUCGGCCUUUGCGUGCGAGUACGUGAUUGAGCCGUCCAUUGGCGGGCACAACGAGGUGCUGCGGUCACCGGCCAAGCUGGCAGCCGCCAAGGCCGAGUACGCAGCCUCCAAGACAGGUCCGCUGGCCAUCUACGGCGUCAGUGCGGCGGUGUCGUUUCCCCGGUUGCCGGCCGUGCUCCAGUCAGCCGAGCUCGGCCGUGCCGACACUGCCGUGCAGCAGUUCCUGGCUGAGCCUAGCCGGCCCAGCACCGAAAUUUGGCUGCACUCGGGUCCGCUCUUCUAUGAUGGACCCUGUCCGCCCGACGCGAACGUGCUCGCGAUCGAGGGCCUCUGCCAGAACUGCCUCUCCGAGGGCUCGCUCACGUUGCGCAGUCGCGACCCCCGCGACCUCCCCGUCGUCGAUCCUCACUACGCCGAGCACGAGCUGGACAUGCGCGUCGCCAUCGAGACCGUGCGCGAGAUCCUCCGCGUCGCCAAAACGCCCGCUCUCGCCGGCAUCAUCCGUGCGCCCUUGCUGCUGCCCGCCUCCGAGUCCGAGGCCGAUAUCACCACCUUCGUCCGCCAGAACCUCAGCCAGGGCUUCCACAGCAUGGGCUCCUGUGUCAUGGGCCCCAAGGAUGACCCGCGCACCGUCGUGACCAGCGACUUUAGGGUCGUCGGCCUCAGCGGCCUCCGCGUCGCCGAUAUGAGCGUCUGCCCCGUCCUCACCUGCAACCAUACCCAGGUCAACGCCUACCUCAUUGGCAUACGCUGUGCAGAGGUCAUCGUCGCUGACGCCCUGCGUGCGCCGAAGCUGGCAAGACUGUAG
Messenger RNA from Grosmannia clavigera kw1407, 1782 nucleotides. Its product is annotated as glucose-methanol-choline oxidoreductase. Gene Ontology annotation, molecular function: oxidoreductase activity, acting on CH-OH group of donors; flavin adenine dinucleotide binding. NCBI's taxonomy places the organism in Eukaryota, Fungi, Ascomycota, Sordariomycetes, Ophiostomatales, Ophiostomataceae. Bases 1 to 1782 code for a protein of 593 amino acids. The record is from RefSeq and is a predicted model, not a curated record. The transcript has 5 exons.